UUUGAGUCCAGUGGCCACAAAAGCUUAUGCCUUAAAUAAAACUUUUUUGUUCUGCUGCUUCAGAUCAACACAACUGCCCACCUGAACUCACAUUUCACAUGCAUUGCAUGUAGUCCAUGCUGUGGAAUUACUGAUCAUGGAGAAAAUAUUCUUUUUCUUUCUUAAGGAUUUCAAGCAGCUACAGCAGGCUUCCUUCCUUCACCUCACUAGGAGGAAUGCUUGGAGGCAGAAAUUAAGAGCUUUUUAAAGAGUAAAAAUUUAACAGGCUUUCCAUGUCUAGGAAAGGCAGCACCUGCUGAAUUUUUGCCUGUCAUGCAAAUGAGAGCUCAAAACAGAAGGUUUGCAGAAUUUACAGCCUGAACUGUAAAUCAGAAUGAUUCCUUGGAAGAAAAUCCAUCUGACUUCAGUGGAGUUUACUCCCCAGUAAAGUAUGCAGGACUGUAGCUUUAGCACAGUAAUGUAGGAUUCUUGCUGUAUAUGAAAAAGUUGCUGCUCUGAGGAUGAUGCUUCACAAAUCUGAUUAAGUAUUAGAAGAGAUGUUCAUACUUUCACUAAACUGAUAGUUGUAAGAUUGUUUUAUUGUUUUUGAUGCUACAGGUUAACACAGCAACUCAUUAGACAUUUUCCCAAAGGGGUGUAGCUGCUAGCAGGGCUUGUUAUCUCCCCCACCAGAAAUGGUUUUACACCUUUCAUAUUACUUUUUUCAUCACCUUAUCACCCUGUCAAGAAAGCAAAAUUUGUUACACUUUUGACUGCUAUGUACUUGAUAUAAGAAGAGAGACAUUAGGUGACAUCGAGAGGCAGUACAUUUGUGUUUUAUUUCCAAGGUUCCAAGUUGACUUGUGAGCUCCUGAUGUAUGUAUGCCUCCUCAUAACCUGAAAAAAAGAAACUUCAAGCUGUAAGCUGCUACAGACUUUUACCUCUGAGCACACAGCCUGCUUCUUAAGUGUUAGGCAUCAAUUGUACUCUUUUUUUCCCCUUUGCUAUGUGUUUGUUCAUCCAAUCACAGCCUUGCAUGCAAAUAUACUAUAGCCUGUUUGGAUAAAAAGGCACGAUUAAAUCUAAGUGUUCAGUCAGGGCAAAUACCACUGAACUUUUCUGAAACCUCCUUUCACCUGCUUUCCAGGCACAAAACAUGUCAGCUGAAAAACCAUCUUUGCCUGCACCCCUGACUGAUCUGACGAUUAAAUAUACUAAGAUAUUUAUAAACAAUGAAUGGCAUGACUCUGUGAGUGGCAAAAAAUUCCCAGUUAUUAACCCCGCAACUGGAGAGAAAAUUUGUGAUGUGGAAGAAGGAGACAAGGAGGAUGUCAAUAAAGCAGUUAAAGCUGCAAGGAAAGCUUUUGAGCUUGGGUCAUGCUGGCGAACAAUGGAUGCCUCUGAAAGGGGAAGAUUGUUGAACAGACUAGCUGAUUUGAUUGAAAGGGAACGGCUCCUCUUAGCUACAAUGGAGAGCAUAAAUGGAGGAAAGCUUUUUGCCAACUCCUACCUAAUGGACUUGGGUGGCUGCAUCAAUACUUUACGUUACUGUGCAGGCUGGGCUGAUAAAAUCCAAGGACGAACCGUUCCCAUGGAUGGAAACUAUUUCACAUUUACAAGACGUGAGCCUAUUGGAGUUUGUGGCCAGAUCAUUCCUUGGAACUUCCCACUGGUUAUGUUUAUUUGGAAGAUUGCCCCUGCUCUUGCCUGUGGAAACACAGUGGUCAUCAAACCAGCAGAGCAAACUCCUCUGACUGCUCUUCAUAUGAGCGCUCUCAUUAAGGAGGCAGGAUUCCCACCUGGUGUUGUGAACAUUGUGCCAGGAUAUGGACCCACUGCUGGAGCAGCCAUUUCCCAUCACAUGGAUAUAGACAAAGUGGCAUUCACUGGCUCUACUGAGGUUGGCCAGAAGAUCAAAGAAGCUGCUGGAAAAAGUAAUCUGAAGAGGGUCACCCUAGAACUUGGAGGGAAAAGUCCCAAUAUCAUAUUUGCAGAUGCUGAUUUGGACAGUGCAGUGGAGUUCGCACACAUGGGUCUGUUUUACCAUCAAGGUCAGUGUUGCAUAGCCGGGUCUAGGAUUUUUGUGGAAGAGCCAAUAUAUGAAGAGUUUGUGCGCAGGAGCGUCGCCAGAGCUAAGAAAAAUGUCUUGGGAAAUCCUCUGAGUCUUGAUGUACAACAGGGACCACAGAUUGAUAAGGAGCAGUAUGAUCGAAUCCUCUCACUGAUUGAGAGUGGGAAGAAGGAAGGAGCCAAACUGGAAUGCGGAGGAGGCACAUGGGGAGACAAGGGCUUCUACAUCCAGCCGACUGUUUUCUCGAAUGUUUCAGAUGAAAUGCGUAUUGCCAAAGAGGAGAUAUUUGGACCAGUCCAACAAAUAAUGAAGUUCAAAACUGUAGAUGAAGUUAUUAAAAGAGCGAACAAUACCCACUAUGGCUUAGCAGCAGCAGUGUUCACCAAAGACAUUGAUAAAGCUCUGACAUUUACAGCUGCUCUUCAGGCUGGAGUAGUAUGGGUUAACUGUUAUAGCGCAAUGUCUCCUCAGUGUCCUUUUGGAGGGUUCAAAAUGUCAGGAAAUGGCCGAGAGAUGGGAGAACAUGGGAUUCAUGAAUAUACAGAAGAGAAGACGGUCGUAAUCAAAAUCCCACAGAAAAAUUCGUAAUCUCGCUUCAAGGGACAAGAUUUGACAAGUUCAUAUGCUAAAAAAAAAAAUAAAGUUGCAACCACUGGCUAUAUUGUGAAAUGUUUUGUGGCAAAUAUUUUCAUUUAAUUUGUUUUCUCUUUCUGUCAAAGCAAGUGCUUCUGUUAACUGUUAAAAGUAAGUCUUUUAAUAAGAGAAUGUUUAAUGCCUGGAACAUAAUUAACAAUCUCAUUGAAAAAGCUGAUUUUCUUUCCCCAUUUGAAUAAUAAAUGUAGUGCUAUG
This is a messenger RNA of Heteronotia binoei (common prickly gecko), 2900 nucleotides long. It is a transcript of the gene ALDH1A1, whose product is annotated as aldehyde dehydrogenase 1 family member A1. NCBI's taxonomy places the organism in Eukaryota, Metazoa, Chordata, Lepidosauria, Squamata, Gekkonidae. The coding region runs from base 1137 to 2639 and encodes 500 amino acids. Gene Ontology annotation, molecular function: benzaldehyde dehydrogenase (NAD+) activity. The transcript is spliced from 13 exons. The record is from RefSeq and is a predicted model, not a curated record.